Molecule: messenger RNA, 781 nt
Organism: Drosophila elegans
Lineage: Eukaryota; Metazoa; Arthropoda; Insecta; Diptera; Drosophilidae
Product: probable endopeptidase p60
Exons: 1
Coding region: 186-614 (142 amino acids)
Source: RefSeq, a predicted model, not a curated record
CAUUCUCUCCUUUCGAUGCCAGCCAAAAAGUCAUAUCAAAAUUUCAAUUGUUCGUAGAAAAACGUAGAUCAUAAUUCCCCAAAAUUAGUUAUCAGCCGGUGGCAAGAGAUCCUGCAUCCUGCAUCCUGCAUCCUACUCCCUGCUUUCUGCUUCCUGUAUUCUGUAUUAAAAGUUUCCACUCCAGGAUGUGCAUGCCGUACCUGACCAAGCUCUUCGGCGGUGCCAAUCGGCGGGAGCAACGCACCCGGAACGGAGGCGUCACCCCGCUGCCCAGUCUGGCCAAUGUGCCCCAGGUCUCCGCGGAUACGGUGCGCACCACCAGGUCUGCCAAAUCCGGAAAAUCCGGCAAAUCCGGAAAGUCAGCCAGCCGGAGGAGCUCCAACACGAAUACGAAUACGAAUGCGAAUACGAAUGCCAAUGCCAAUGCCAAUGCCAAUCAGUCGAGUGAGAGCAGCUUGGAAUCGAACACGGAUCACAUGAUGGUGGUUCGCAACACCUCCGACUCGGUGGCCCCCAUUGUUGAACCUGUCGACGACGAGUCGAGGACCCGGCGAUCCUGGUGGGGCUACCUCGGCAUGAACAGGAACAAGAAGCCCAGCAUUGAGUCGCUCUAGUGCUCUAGUGCUCCACCAAUUCCACACCUCGAUCGGAAAUGGCAAUCGGAUACGGAUCAUACGGCUGAUCAUAGAAUUUGGGUCGGACUCUCGCAUAAACCAAAAAAUGUGAUUUUAAAUAAAUCUAUUUGGAUCUCAGAAACCCUCAAACCUCUAGGGUUAUUAAA